Verruconis gallopava is the source of this 1828-nucleotide messenger RNA. RefSeq lists its product as uncharacterized. Gene Ontology annotation, biological process: sucrose catabolic process. The transcript is spliced from 4 exons. Lineage: Eukaryota; Fungi; Ascomycota; Dothideomycetes; Venturiales; Sympoventuriaceae. Gene Ontology annotation, cellular component: fungal-type vacuole. The coding region runs from base 1 to 1755 and encodes 584 amino acids. Gene Ontology annotation, molecular function: sucrose alpha-glucosidase activity. The record is from RefSeq and is a predicted model, not a curated record.
AUGUUGUUUGCGUUUAUUCUUAGCUCGCUGUUGCAAAUUGCAGCCGCCCAGAGUCCCAGCGGCUCCGCAACCACGGCUUCUGCAGAGGCAUCAAGCACGACCGGAUCCGCGUCUUCAUACAUUCAACCCGAUGUGCCGACCGGCACACCUGUUCCAGGAAACUAUGGGGGGGCACUACGACCACAGGUCCACUUCAGCCCUCCCGCCGGUUUCAUGAACGACCCGAAUGGGAUGUUUGUGGACGCCAAUGGCACUUGGCAUCUCUACUAUCAGUACAAUCCAACAGCAGCCGUUCCCGGAAACCAACACUGGGGACAUGCAACGAGUAGAGACCUGUACCACUGGGAGAAUCAACAGAUUGCAUUGUUUCCGCCCAACAACUACACGUUCGUCUAUUCAGGCUCGGCUGUCGUCGAUGCGAACAACACGUCCGGAUUUUUCCCCAACCAAACAAACGGCGUUGUGGCCGUCUACACGCUGGCCGAAUCUUUCCCUGACCGAGCGGGUCCGCAGCAACAGGCCAUAGCCUACUCCUUGGACGGAGGCUUCACCUUUAUUCCAUACGAAGGCAACCCGGUCAUACCAAGUAACUCAUCGCAGUUCCGCGACCCGAAGGUGAUCUGGUACAAAGACCACUGGGUCAUGGUGGUCGCGUACUCGCAGGACUUCGCGAUCGGAAUCUUCACUUCCCCCAAUCUCAAAAACUGGACCGCCACCUCGAAUUUCUCGUACCACGGGCUGCUUGGAGAGCAGUACGAAUGCCCGAACUUGGUGAGCGUGCCGGUCAACGGAACCAACGGCGGGACCAAGUUCGUACUCACAAUCUCGAUCAACCCGGGGGCGCCGCUCGGCGGGAGCGUCACGCAGUACUUCAUUGGGGAUUUCAACGGCACCCAUUUCGUGGCGAUGGAUGGCGCUACCAGGCUGACGGAUUUUGCGAAGGACAAUUACGCCGGCCAGUUCUUCUACGGUGUCGGGGCACCAAAUUCCGAUGCCGUUUCGAUGGCUUGGGCAAGCAACUGGCAAUACACUGCUUUGGUGCCCACGGCCCAGGAGGGAUGGGCGGGGACCAUGUCGUUACCGCGUCGCAACUACCUUGCCAACACGACGCGGACGGGACUCAGCCUGUACCAAGAGCCAUACGGCCUCGACUCCAUUCGCGGGAGCGAGCUGGCAAGUAACGCGUCACUAGGAAAUGGCACCGUCGUUGCCGAUUUCCAGGGCGUGCCAUCGCGGGCUGUGGUCCUCGAGGCCAACGUGACGGGCAUCGACACAUCCACGGUCAGCGCCUCCGCUACGCUGAACUUUACCUUCUUCAGUCCGGCGACGGGGGAGUCCCUUCGUGGCGGAUUCUUCUUCGCAGGAGACAAUCCGUUCUUCAUUGACCGUGGAAAUACCGAUGGCUUCGAAAACGUGUUCUUCACCGACAAGUUCUCCACGGCGUCUCCGCUGGGCGACGCGUCGACGUGGUCUAUGAGCGCGGUGAUUGACCAGUCCAUCUUCGAAGUCUUUGUCAAUGGCGGUGCCUCGGCGGCAACCGUGAGCUUCUACCCAACGCAGCCUCUAACGUCGCUUGCAGUCUCAGCCGUGGACAUCCAGGACAGCAUGAGGGUGUCUGUCGGCGUAUAUGCUUUGGACAGCGCCUGGAUGGGCUAUGCAGAUGAGCAAGGCAACGUGCUUGGAAAUGUCACGAAUGGCAGUGCAAACUCGGCACCUACAGCGAAAAGGCAUAUGAUCUACGAGGCGAGAUUCUAGCAGGUGGGGGGAACCCUGCCAAGUGUAGAGGUAACAAUGUCAUCUACAGUGUGAUCAUGCGGUGAGUCCGGCG